Chrysochloris asiatica (Cape golden mole) is the source of this 990-nucleotide messenger RNA. RefSeq names its product olfactory receptor 2D3-like. The coding region runs from base 1 to 990 and encodes 329 amino acids. Gene Ontology annotation, molecular function: olfactory receptor activity; G protein-coupled receptor activity. Gene Ontology annotation, cellular component: membrane. Gene Ontology annotation, biological process: G protein-coupled receptor signaling pathway. Lineage: Eukaryota; Metazoa; Chordata; Mammalia; Afrosoricida; Chrysochloridae. The transcript has a single exon. The record is from RefSeq and is a predicted model, not a curated record.
AUGCAAAGCUUUGGCAAGAAGAACCAUAGUGAUGUGUCUGAGUUCAUUCUCCUGGGCUUCUCUAGUGCAUCACGAGUCAGAAUAGCCCUAUUCACAUUUUUCUGUCUCCUCUACCUUACCACCCUUCUGGGCAACGGACUCAUCAUCACCCUGAUUUACUUGGACUCACGUCUCCACACGCCCAUGUACUUCUUUCUCAGUAUCCUCUCCAUAGUGGACAUAAGCUAUGUCACCACCACUGUGCCCCAGAUGUUGGUUAAUAUGUUAUAUCCAAGAAGAACCAUCUCCUGGGGAGCUUGUGUAGCCCAGAUGUUCAUCUUCUUAGUACUGGGCAUUGCUGAGUGUGUCCUCUAUGCCAUUAUGGCCUAUGACCGGUAUGUGGCUAUUUGUUUUCCUCUUCACUAUACCCUACACAUGAGCCAUGCCACUUGUAUCAAGAUGGUCAUAGUCUGUUGGUCAAUCAGCAUAACUGGGGCCUUAAUCUACACUGUCUUUACUAUGCACCUGCCUUAUUGUGGCCCCUACAAGAUAAACCACUUCUUCUGUGAGGUCCCUGCUGUCUUGAAGUUGGCCUGUGCAGACACUUCCUUCAAUGAUCAUUUGGACUUUAUCUUGGGUUUCAUCCUGCUUCUGGUACCACUGUCCCUCAUCCUGGCCUCUUAUGUCCGUAUCUUUGCCUCCCUAUUAAAAAUUCGCUCAUCCCAGGGCCGGCUCAAAUCCUUCUCCACAUGUGCUUCCCACAUCACUGUGGUCAUCAUGUUCUAUGGGCCAGCCAUGAUGAUGUACAUGAGACCUGGAUCCUGGUAUGACCCAGAGCGGGACAAGAAGCUGGCCCUGUUCUACAAUGUUGUCUCUGCCUUCCUCAACCCCAUCAUCUACAGCCUCAGGAACAAGGAUGUCAAGGGAGCCUUUUUAAAAGUACUUGGAGACAAGCGGGCAGCCAGUGACCCAAGAUGUUUCAAAGUUGCCCAGAGACAUGAACAGGACUAA